AUGUUUAAUCUUAACCCAUUUAAUGUUACCCAUUCAACAUUUUGGAUAUCUUUGGCAUAUAGCCUUUUCUUGUAUCUAUUCUUUGCAAUUUUCGUUUAUCUCAUCUACCGAUGCCUUAUAUCACGCUACUUUUAUCACAUACGAUCAACAUCAUCACGAGAUUUACGAAUUGCAAUCAUUAACACUUUUAGUGGUUUGUUGUUACUGAUACAGUUAAAGUGGGAUAUAUGGAGGCAAAUGAAGGCGAACGAACCCUUGCAUGAAAUAUUUUUACGGAAUUUGAAAAUGUAUCGUGAUAAAGAAGCAUUAAUUGAGGUCGAUACAGGUCGGAGGUUUACAUUCUGUGAAAUGAACCGUUUGUGCAACAAGUAUGCAAAUUUCUUUCAGUCAGAGGGAUAUAAAAAUGGCAGUGUAAUCGCUUUGUAUUUGGAAAAUUGCGCUGAAUUUCCUAUUAUUUGGCUUGGUUUAAGCAAACUUGGCGUUGUUACAUCGUGGGUGAAUACAAAUUUAAAAGAAGAACCAUUGGCUCAUUCCAUCAUCAUUUCGAAGUCAACUGCUGUGGUCACAAGCAAAGCAUUAUAUCCUGCUUUGAAAGAUAUUUUUUCUUCUGGGAAAUUAAAAAUGAUAAAAGUAUAUGUCAUUGGCGACUUAACUAUUAAUGGUAAAACGAAUACUUUGGCAUUAGGAAGUAAAAUUCAGUCUGCUUCUUCAGAUGAACCUACCGUUACAGACAAGCCUACUUUUAAAUCACUUCUUUGUUACAUUUUUACAUCGGGAACAACAGGUAAUCCAAAACCAGCUUUGAUAAAACACUAUAGAUAUUAUUGGAUGGGGAUUGGUGUCGCAAAAUCUUUUAAAAUAAAUCCAAAUGACCGAUUAUAUGUUAUGAUGCCGUUAUAUCACAGCGCAGGAGGUAUUCUUGGCAUUGGACAAACAAUACUGCACGGUAAUACGUGUGUUAUCAGAAAAAGAUUUUCGGCAAGCAAUUUCUGGACAGACUGUGUCAAAUAUAAUUGCACUGUUAGCCAGUACAUUGGUGAAAUAUGCAGAUAUCUGUUGGCACAAAAAGAUGUUCCAGAAGUGAGGUUACACAAGGUACGUUUAAUGUUUGGUAACGGUCUAAGAUCAGAGAUUUGGCAGAAAUUUGUAAAUCGAUUUGGUGUCGAAAAAAUCGGUGAAUUUUAUGGCAGUACAGAAGGCAAUUCAAGUUUGGUGAAUAUAGAUAAUCAUGUUGGAUCGUGUGGAUUUAUUCCGGUGCAUUUUUUCGUGAAAUAUUUAUAUCCUUUACGUUUACUCAAAGUAAAUGAUGAAACUGGUGAAUUAAUUCGUACAAAAAAAGGCUUUUGUGUACCUUGUAAACCUGGUGAAACUGGAGAAUUAGUUGGUGCUAUUAUGCACAACCAACCAUUAUUGAAUUUUGAAGGCUAUUUGGAUGAGGAAGACACUGGGAAGAAGAUAAUUAAAAAUGUAUUAUGUAAAGGUGAUGCUGUUUUCACAUCAGGCGACAUUAUGCAUUGGGAUCAUUUUGGGUAUUUAUAUUUCAGGGAUCGAAAAGGCGAUACUUUUAGGUGGAAAGGAGAAAAUGUAAGUACUUCUGAAGUGGAAGGUAUUCUGCAGUUUCUAAAAAGUAUAAGUGAUGUAGCUGUGUAUGGUAUCGAAAUACCAAAUAAAGAAGGUCGUGCUGGUAUGGCUGCUAUUGUACUUGUAGAAAAUAAAUCUGUCAAGGAUGUGGCAUCCGAAAUAGCUAUGCAUGUCAAGAAAAGCCUUCCUUCUUAUGCCAUCCCUGUAUUUUUACGUUUUUGCAAAGAUUUCGAACGAACAGGUACAUACAAGUUGAAAAAAAUCAAUCUAAAAAAAGAAGGAUAUGAUUUACGUGUAUGUCACGAUGAGAUUAUGAUUUGGGAUUCUUCUCUAAAAUCUUAUAAGUAA
This is a messenger RNA of Thelazia callipaeda (thelaziosis nematode), 1929 nucleotides long. Lineage: Eukaryota; Metazoa; Nematoda; Chromadorea; Rhabditida; Thelaziidae. The record is from the annotation of a GenBank genome assembly.